AUGAAAAAGCACCGGAGCAGUAGGCCAUACUUGAAAUGCAGACUAAAGUUUGACUGGCACAUCAAGUCUCAUGAUACAUCAAAUUGUUUCCUGAAUUCUUUGGUUGAAUUUCUUCUGGAAAAAGGUUUCAAACGACCUGAAAAGGUUAAGCGAAGUAGGGGACAAAGUGUUAUGAAGCCCGCGACUUGUAAUCCGCAAAGAACAAAAGACAUAAACGUUUCGGAAAGGGACAACGCUGUGGAUAAAACCCGGAAGUCUUCGUUCGCUUUGAUUGGAAUGCGCUCAGUAUUACGUAGUAUGCAAAGGGAUGUGUUGUCAGCAGUAUUCUUUGACACAGUCACAAUCAAGCCAUCAGCAGUUACAACUACUUUGGGACUGUAUGCUACCAGCUUACAGAAUACGAAGGUAUACGCUAUCUCUGGUUUAAACGCUGCUCUUUCAACAGCUCUUAAUAUGCCAAUGGUGGGAGCUGUAGGAUUGAAAAACAUACCGGCCACUAAAGAACUUUGUGAUUUGGCAGUCCAUUCAUUCACCAGUGUCAGCAUUUCAAAUAAAGAAAAAUCUCUAUCGACUGCCGUAACAACUGAAUUGCAAAUUCCGACUGGAAAAAAGAAAUAA
Molecule: messenger RNA, 618 nt
Organism: Brugia pahangi
Lineage: Eukaryota; Metazoa; Nematoda; Chromadorea; Rhabditida; Onchocercidae
Source: the annotation of a GenBank genome assembly